Molecule: messenger RNA, 1351 nt
Organism: Rhodamnia argentea
Lineage: Eukaryota; Viridiplantae; Streptophyta; Magnoliopsida; Myrtales; Myrtaceae
Exons: 5
Coding region: 1-765 (254 amino acids)
Source: RefSeq, a predicted model, not a curated record
AUGGAGAACACGCUGAAGCCCGGGGACGUGAUCCAGUGUAGAGAGGGCUUGGACUCAUCCUCUACAAGAAGCGAACACGCCGAAAUUCAGACAAGUUCAGUUUGGAAGUUCUCAAAAAAGAAUGGACUUGGGGACAUACUUCUUGUAGUUGAUGAGUCAUUCAGUAUGAGGCCCGUUGAAAGAACUGAGAACGUGGGCUUCAAUUUCCCAAAAAUUAUUCAGGAGCUAGAGCACAAAUCCAAGUUACCUCAAUCAACUAGCGGAACUGAAAUAUCAUCAGGUCCCAAGCUAAAUCGUGUGAAGAAAUCCGGGACUAAAGUUGACGCCAACAGCAGCAAAGUGGCUGCGAAUGCUGGGACUGAAGUUGAAGAUGAUAGAUUGAUGUUUGUUGUUGCUGAGAGUCAGGGUUCAAGAGAAGAAACUACAGAUGUUUCUCAUCUGAGUCCUGACAAAUUAGAGGAUAUUAAGAGGAAGGAAGUACGGAAUGAUGAUAGCGAUAGUGUAGCAGAGAAGAGUAGUGUCAAAAUGGAAGUACAGAAUGUGAUUUUGGAUGUUCAUCCACAUGAAGAUAAUGCUAGGCAUUCUCCCAUGGAAGAUUUGACUGAUUCUGGUGCUCUGGAGCUGCGAAAGGAGCCUUCACAUGAUGUUGAGACGGAAGAAUCUGUUAAAAGGAACGACGAUGUGGACACAUCGAGAAAAUCAUCUCUGUGGGAAAAUCUUAAAUCUUUUGCAGAUGGUAUUGUCAAUAUAUGGAAGAAACUGUAAAUUCUUGAGGUAAUUGUUUGGACUUUACGGGAACUGGUUUUGCCAAAUGAGGUUAAUAGAUGGAUGUCCUCCUUUAGUCUUCCUGGUGUUACUUGUAUGUUUAUGGAGAGUGAGAGAGUAUGUAAAUGCAUAUCAACGGCAUCCUCUGUGGAGCAGGGGUCUGGCUCUGGCCUUCCUGAUGUUAAUGAGUGACGAGUCGCUCACAAGUUAAUAUAUGAACUGGGCAUCGUCAUUUCAAAAGCAUGCAGUCAGAAGACUCAGAGCCCCAAAGACGAUCGACCGGUCUUAAAAAGCCCGGCAGCUAAGUUUCUCACGAUACCUCGAAACAGAGGCAUGACGGGAGUCAAGAAUUGAGUGAGGAAACAUUGCUUUGUGCGAGGAUUCGGGAGAAUUUCUCUUUCUUUAUAUAAAACAGAGGUUGUGGAGAGGUAAUACAUUUUAUGAGCUGCGAGGUUUGUCUUGUGAGGAAAGGUCUCUUGGAAGAUUUUGUGCUGUUCAUGGAGGUUGUCCGAAGCAAAUAUGAAAGGAACGACGCAACAAGUUAUGUAGCUCGUCCCUGAUUUCCUCAGCUUUGUACCGUCUUUCU